UCCUGGGUCACCGGUCCGACCCCGGAGCUCUGGUUCACAUGCGUGUGGAAACAAACUGCAGCUUUUCCACCAAAACACACCGGCGACACUUCUCGUACUCACCGAAGAGGCUUGAUUCAACUUCAGUGUGAACUCGUGGAGUGAGGCUUACAUUUCCUGCAGCCAUGGGUCCGCCCCGGUCCAAGAAGCGCCGGCCCACGUUCCGCCGCCUGUUGAAGACGAGCGGCGUGAAGCUGGAGAACAAACUGAGGAACCGGCAGCUGACGCAGCAAAACGUCGCCAAAAAGCAGCGGAAACAGCAGAAGCAGUUGAGACAGGCAGUGAAGGACGCCGCCAUCAGGACGCCUCGGCCCCUGGAGACGUACCGGAAGAGACCAGAGGAGGAGGAGGAGGAGGCUUUUCUGGAGACUCUGCCAAUGGACAUGACAGAGGACGAGGACCUGCAGCAGAUGGCUGCCAUGGCCCAACAGGCCUCCUUCAUCACCAGAGACUUGUCAUCAUGUGGGCCGGUCCAUGGCGGUAAGAAGCGCAGCUCGGAUGUGGUUCGGAGUUAUGAGAAGGUUCCCAGGAAAAUGGCGAGGACAGAGGAGAAGGAGGUCAUCCACCUGCUGCCAAUUAAAGACAAGACGGGAGUCAUCCCACAGAGUGUAGAGAGAGAAAGCAAAAAGCAGGCGGAGGAGGAAGAGGAGGAAGCUGCUGAAGAGCCAGAGCAAGCUGCUGAAGAGCCAGAGGAGGCGGAAAAUGAGGAGGGUCCAGAGAGCAUCGCGGGGCUAACACCAGCACAGCGAGAACGGCUCAGAGCACAGAAGAUAAACCAGAAGAAACUUCAGAUCGCCGGCCUGGGAUCAGCCAUCAUCUCAGACCCCUUCAACAAUAUAAAACGGGUGAAGGAGCUGCGUGGCAUGCUGAUGGAGUCUGACCCCUGUGUGGCGGUGACGGUCAGGAAGCUGGUGAUGGUUUCUCUGAUGGAGAUCUUCAAAGACAUCGCCCCUGCCUACAGGAUACGACCUCUGACCCCUGCAGAGAAGGCCACCAAGGUGAAGAAGGAUACUCAGCAGCUUCGCGAGUUUGAAGAAGGUUUGGUCAGUCAGUACAAGUUCUACCUGGAGGACUUGGAGCAGACCAUUAAAGACUGGAAGCAGAAGAAGAAGAAGCGCAGUCAGGCAGUGAGUUUCAUGUCGUACCGCAGCCUGGCUGAAGUGGCCAUUCGCUGCCUGUGUGAGUUGCUGCUCGCUCUGCCUCACUUCAACUUUCACAACAACAUCAUUGUCGUCCUCGUGCCGCUGAUGAACGACCCUGUAAAGAAGGUGUCAGGGAUGUGCUGUGAUGCGUUCAGGAAGCUCUUCCAGCACGACAAACUGGGCGGGGCUUCGUUGGCCACUAUACGGGUCAUCUCUGGUCUUAUCAAGAGCCUCAACUACAACGUCAGGCCUGAGGUGCUAAGAACCCUCCUGAGUCUGAGGAUUAAGGAGGUGGAGAUGAAGAAGGACAUAGAGGACACAGCACCAAAGAAGAAGUUCAUGAACAACAAAGAGAAGAAGAAGAACCUUUCCAGGAUGCAGAGGAAGUGGAAGAAGGCGGAAGACAAGUUGGAGAAGGAGCUGCUAGAGGCUGAAGCCUCAGAGAGCAAAGAGAAGAAGAUCAAACUGCACACAGAGACUCUGAACAUCAUCUUCCUCAUCUACUUUAGGAUUUUGAAGAAAGCACAGAAGUCUGUUCUUCUUCCAGCUGUUCUGGAAGGAUUGGCCAAUUUUGCUCACCUGAUCAACCUGGAGUUCUUUGACGACCUGCUUAAUGUGCUGCAGAACCUCAUCCAAUCAGAAGAUCUGACCAUUCGGGAGAGUCUGCACUGCAUCCAGACCGUCUUCACCAUCCUGUCAGGACAAGGUGACGUCCUGAACGUUGACCCUCUCAACUUUUACUCUCAGCUCUACAAAAUGCUGCCAAGGCUGCACGCAGGCGCACCCAAUGAUGACAUCGUCAUUGUGCUACAUUGCCUGGAUGCCAUGCUCACCCGCCGCAGGAAACAGGUGACCCUGCAGAGGGCGAUGGCAUUCGUCAAACGCCUGAGCACGCUCAGUCUGCACGUACUGCCCAACGCUAGUGUGGGAAUCCUUGCCGCCAAUAGAGCCUCCAUGCACGCCUUCCCUAAGUGUGACUUUCUGCUGGAUAACGAGGUUCAUGGCAGUGGCUUCUACCUGCCAGAGCUGGAUGAGCCUGAACACUGCAACGCUCAGAACACAGCACUGUGGGAGCUGCACACUCUGCAGAGACAUUACCACCCGGUGGUGCGGCAGUUUGCGGUUCACCUGUGUCAGGGAGCUCCCAGUGAAGGAUCGGCAGCGCUCGGUGUGGAGCAGAGCCGCAGGUCUGCAGUGGAGCUGUUUGCUGAUUACAGCAUCAGAGACAUGAGUUUUAACCCCCCGGUAGUGCCGCCCAGCACCAAGAAGAAGGGUCGUUUCACAGCCAGAGCAACGCUGCUGGACGCCGAGCUGCAGACACGAAUCAAGAGUGUCCUGAGUCCCCCUGAGGAGGCAGAUCUGGACUUUACCUCAACACACACACCAGCCCAGCACUGACACACACACACACACAUACUGCUUCAUUCCAUCUGCAGAUUUUUUUGUAACAAAGAUUAAAAACACGAAUCUCUGUAAUGUGAUUUCUGUUUGUCACUGAGGUCUGAAAAGGUAGAAAACCAGGUGCAAGUUCAUUCUUCACAUGCAACUUAUAUCCAUACUUGAACACAACAGAAUAAUAGAUCCACAAACAAACUCCUAAAACUGUAAUUCUAUCAAUUAUUUAGUGAUAUUUCCACUGUGACCAGCAGGUGGUGCUGCAGCCCCUUUCCUGCACUAAGACACUCAGCUGCAUUUCAAGUCAUUUCUAGUUGGUGGAAAAACUCAGUAUAUUGUAUCCAAGUAUUGUGCUGGAGUGCACUACUUAUGGUAUCUGUACUUCACUUGAGUAUUUCCAUGUUCUGCUACUUCAUACUUGGACUUGUCACACUGUGACAUUUUACUGUUGGGCCUCAACAAUCAGUCUCUUUCUCCUGUGUAGCAGGGUGGUAGGCUUUUACCAGUCUGUGUCCAGGGGCCCUUUGCCUCAUGUGUCCCUGGCUGUCAAAGAUUUGGAGACCGAAACAGCAACUAUGUACUGAUAUUAUUUCAUACAGGAAUAUGGCACUGAGCGGUUUCUAAAUGGGCCCUGCUCCUCAGUAGCUUUAACAAACAUCAACACGGAAUGGAGUCACUUCACAGCUUCAUAAGCUGACAAAUGAUUUUUAAAAGAAGGGCUAGUUAGGCCUGACUCCUCUCUGACACACAGUCAACAAUCAAAGCAGAAGCUGGAAAAAAGUUAUGAAACUGCUGUGUUGGGCCAGGCCCGGCCCUAACCAAUUUGGCGCCCUAGGCAAGAUUUCAGGUGGCGCCCCGUUGCAUCACACU
Messenger RNA from Monopterus albus (swamp eel), 3446 nucleotides. RefSeq names its product NOC3-like DNA replication regulator (gene noc3l). Gene Ontology annotation, molecular function: chromatin binding. The record is from RefSeq and is a predicted model, not a curated record. Gene Ontology annotation, biological process: DNA replication initiation. The transcript has 21 exons. The coding region runs from base 165 to 2579 and encodes 804 amino acids. Lineage: Eukaryota; Metazoa; Chordata; Actinopteri; Synbranchiformes; Synbranchidae. Gene Ontology annotation, cellular component: nucleolus.